AGUGGGUAGCAGAAACUGAAUGUGUCAAAUAUAUACAGAAUGGAAAGUACGCAAGUCACUUCACAGGAAACAGAAACACCCACGCAUAUAUAUCACUUUUUAAAAUUUUUUUUAGACCUGGCAGUCAGAAGAAGAGAUGGACGCUUUAGAGUGGCUUUUGUUUUUGUGCAUUUACUCCAAAGUGACUCAAAUAGCGGAAUUAUCUUGGACCGCUGAUGUGCCAAACGAAGUAAAAGGUCUCCUUGGCUCAUGUGUGGUGAUCCCCUGCUCUUAUAACUACCCAGAUCCACAAGGGAAGGCCAAAAGCUUCACAGGGAUUUGGAUGACCACUGAGGGGGAUCGAGUCAUCUAUCAUCCAACUCAGUCAAAAAUUGUCAAGCAGUAUCAGAGUCGAACAAAACUUCUUGAAGACGCCAGCAGCAAGAACUGCUCUCUGAUGAUUGAAAAGCUUCAACAAAAUGACAGAGGACCUUUUUAUUUCAGGAUUGAAAUUGAAGGUUAUGACAGAGCUUCUUACAGAAAGAACAAAGUCUCCAUUUCAGUGAUGGGUGAACCAAAUCCCACUGAUUUCUCUGUGCAAGAGGAGGUAAAGGAGGGUCAAACUGUAUCUGCAUCCUGCUCUGUGUCUCACUCCUGCCCCACAUAUCCACCUGAUUUCCACUGGAGUCACCCUGGAGUGCAACAUUUUCAAGCACAGAAGCUCCAAAAUGGGCAGUGGAAUUCAACAUCUACUUUGACCUUUCGCUCAAACCGCACUGAUCACAAUAAAUCUUUACAAUGCAGAGUUACAUACCACGAAGGAAAGCACCAAGAAACAUCAAAGACCAUUCAAGUAAAAUAUGCUCCAGUGAAUGUGAAGGUUGAGUACCAGUCAGAUAUGAAUGAGGGAGAGACUGCACACCUGAAGUGCUCCAGUGAUGCAAACCCUGUCAGCAGCUACGAGUGGCACAGUGAAGCUGGUGCUCUGCUGAAUAAGGGACAAACCUACACAAUGUCAAAUGUGUCCAGACACUCAGAGGCUGUGUACUGCACUGCUGUCAAUGAGGAAGGACGAGUCAGAUCAAGCACCGUAAAGCUCAAUGUGUUAUAUGCCCCUGACAUUAAAAGUUCCUCUAAGUGCUUCUCAGAGAGGGGCAAAGUAAUGUGUGAGUGCAUCGUGGAGUCCAGGCCUCCCAGCAUGCUCCAUUUUGUUCUUGGUGACAGAGUUGUGCAAAACAGCAAAGUGCAGACAGUUGGCUCUGUUACUACUGGGACUCUGCAGACAGACUUUGGGUCCUUUAAGUUUGUUCACUGCCUGGCAAACAACACGCUGGGAAAUGCUAACCUCACACUCUCUUUACCUCUCGUUGACAACAUGCAGAAUAUUUUCAUAGCCUCUGGAGCAGGUGUGAUUUUUCUGAUUGUUUUGAUAGCCACUGGAGUGGGAGUUGUUAAAAAAUGCAGGGGGAGAUCAGGGGAGACACCAACAUCUGACUUGGGCAUCAUGAAAGCAGAGAGAUCCGUGGAGCUCCAUCAUUAUGCCCCAACAAAAAGGAAAGAGGACAGGAAGGAUAUGUCUUGCUCUGACAUUUAUGCCAAUGAUCAUGUCUAUGGCAAUGUGGGGAUAAGUAAUGAUUUCAUCAAUAAUUCAUUCAUAAUGUGCAUGCAUAAACAAAGUGAGUGAGUGAAUCUUGUUUCUCUGUCCAGACUGACUGCGAUGAGUCAAUAUACAACAAUGUGUAGCGUGUGGAAGACCAGCUUCAGUCCAUGUUGUUAUGUGAGUCAAGAAAAAAGAAAAACCUUAAACAAUUUAAUUUAAUUGCAUAUUUCUGUCAUCUGUCAUUUUCUUUCUAAAACACAAUUAAGUACAUAAUCUUUAAAAUUGUGCUUGUUGCUCUCUGAGGUUUUCUUUAUUUGUUUUCAAAUGAUGUGCUUUGAAUUAUUACC
Molecule: messenger RNA, 1926 nt
Organism: Oreochromis aureus
Lineage: Eukaryota; Metazoa; Chordata; Actinopteri; Cichliformes; Cichlidae
Product: myelin-associated glycoprotein-like
Exons: 8
Coding region: 137-1663 (508 amino acids)
Source: RefSeq, a predicted model, not a curated record